This is a messenger RNA of Erigeron canadensis, 1290 nucleotides long. Its product is annotated as F-box/kelch-repeat protein At3g06240-like. Lineage: Eukaryota; Viridiplantae; Streptophyta; Magnoliopsida; Asterales; Asteraceae. The coding region runs from base 1 to 1290 and encodes 429 amino acids. The transcript has a single exon. The record is from RefSeq and is a predicted model, not a curated record. Gene Ontology annotation, molecular function: protein binding.
AUGAAAAAAAGAAAAGAAACAAAGGGUAGGUCCGUGGAACCUAUUAUUUGCAUCGAUCUGUUUGAUGAUCAACAGAAGAAGAAGAAGAAGAUGGCGGUAGCAGGUCUGUGCGACGAUUUGAUUGUUGAAAUCUUCACAAGGCUACCACCAAAAUCCCUCGUUCGAUUUAAAUCGCUCAAUAAAUGGUGGUGUCGUCGUAUAUGUAGCCCCGAUUUCAUCCGCAGGCACACACUAGUCUGUUCCCCACAAAAAUCAUUCCUUUUUAUGCACGAGCUUUUUCAACCUGGAGAGUCUAAAACCUUGUAUACAAUACAUUCGGAAGAUGGAUUGCCAUUAAUAGUGAAAAAGACUGAUGGGAUACCCAUUAGAAUAUCAUUCAAGUUUCCUUACCCAGAAUCUGCUCAAAUUAUUGCUUCAUGUAAUGGUAUUCUUUGUAUUAGUGAACGAGGAAACAAUACUCCUAUUAUCACUCAAAACAAUACUACUCCUCUUAUUAGUCUAUGGAACCCUUCAAUUAGACACAAACUAACCUUACCCCCCCUACCCUCUACUCAAUCCUGGUUUGUUUGCAACGGUGUCGCUGCCGGCUUUGGUUUUGGUUUUGACCCGAAAUCUGAUGAUUACAAGAUUAUAUGGAUUGAUACCUUUGGCUCUGGAAAACGUCCCAAGUCUGCGUUUGUGUAUGCCCUCAAGACAGGCGCCUGGUGUGAGAUUGCUUACCCUGCCAGCCCCUUUACACGAUUUUGGUCGCGUGGGUGUUUUCUCAACGGAGCAUUGCAUUGGUUGGUGGAUUUUCAUAUACCCACAACAAAGGUCAAAAAACGUUAUGUAAUGACAUUGGAUUUAAGCACUCAUGUUUUUGGCACAAUUGCAUUACCUGAGCCCAAUUGUGCAGCCAGACUACUAACAACCAUCAAAGGUUCUCUAGCUGUGAUUUCCGGGGAGCCUAAAAAGCGCUGGAUUUGUUGGGUGAGAGGAAAGAACCAUACCGAUAACACUAAUGCUUUCUGGUAUGUGGUUUAUAAAACGAAAACAGAUCCAUUUAGCGAUAUUGCUAAAGUAUUUGAGCUGACCACCAAUGAUGGUAAUUUCUUGCUGGGCACUCACUAUGCAUGCCAUCAAGUUUACAACUUUGAGACAGGAGUCUCAUCAGGUCUCCAAAGAUUAAGUGCUCGUUGCGCCACAGUUGACAUUGAACAGUGUGUUGAAACUCUCGAGCUGUUAGACCGAGGGACAGCUUAUGUCGAAAAUCAACCAUCGCAGUGGAGAAAAAGAGAAAUACAAAUAUAA